Molecule: messenger RNA, 2277 nt
Organism: Malus domestica (apple)
Lineage: Eukaryota; Viridiplantae; Streptophyta; Magnoliopsida; Rosales; Rosaceae
Source: RefSeq, a predicted model, not a curated record
AGAAAAUCGACCUCAGUUUUUCUCUCUCUUGCAGUUUACCGUAUAAGCCCAAUUUUCUCAUCUCGUUUCUCGACGGAGCGAAAGCGGAACCCUAGCGAUCACAUCUCAAGCUCUUCGGCUACUUCGCACGCGUCCAGCUCUUAAGCUCUCCAAUCAAUUUCCGAUUGGAGCAUCAAUCAGGAUGAUGGACUUCCCUAUUAUUGCUCCAACUAGUACAGCUUGUAAAUUUUUUUUAGUUACACUGGAAGAAUUUUACACCGUUUUCUUGUCCUACAUGUAAUUUAAUGAGAAGUUGGGUUAAGAAACAGAAUCCAUGAAGCUGGGAAAGUGCACUAUUUCACUAGCUUUUCCAUGAUAAAAUUCAGAAUGUAGUUGUAUGAUUUAUCAAUUACGUGAGCCUAGAGACUCAUAUCUCAAUCCCCUACCCUGGAUAUGGUAUAUAUUUAUGCAACUCUGCAAGAGUUAGUGAAAGUAAGUUAACUAAGGGAUAUGAAUUAAUUUUCCAGGGUUUUCAUUUUUUUUGUUUUUCAAUUAUGUUAAAGAGGGCUGAGUAAGGUAAAUUCAUAAAUAUAUGUCAAUCUUGCCUGAUCCCAUGACACAGAUGCUUUCUUUAUGAUAGAUGGCAAGCGCUUGGACAAAUAUGAGCUUUGCAAUCGUACAUAGGGAUAUAGAGAGGGAGUGGGAGAAAUCAUUUUGGACUUAUGGGUAUUAUUUUUAUUAUGGGAGAUUCUUGCUCACUCUCAGAAGAUCUAUACAUCUGCUAAAAUUCUGGAGAGGAUGAGGAGAUCAAAUUUUAUUUCAAUAUAAAUAAUGCUUUGGAGCACUUUUGGAGCAAAUGAGCAAUGGAGCUUGAGGAGCACGGCUCACCUCGAGGAUUGCUCUCUUGGUUUGCUUCAUAGUUUGGUUUUGUUUUUCUUUUGAUAUUGUCAACAGAGUGUAUGCAGAUGAUAAUUGGACACUGAAGCUGUAGUGUUAUUCUAUUUUCAAAUUGUUGGACAAAGCAUUUAUCGGAAUUGUUUUUUUUAAUGCAGUAAAAAGUUUUGAACUGGAAUCUUCUGGUGUCAAAAAAUGAGUGGUCGAUUUUCUCGCACAAUCUAUGUUGGCAACCUUCCCUCAGAUAUAAAAGAAUGGGAGGUUGAAGAUCUAUUCUACAAGUAUGGCCGCAUAGUGGAUAUUGAACUGAAGAUUCCACCACGUCCUCCGUGUUAUUCAUUUGUUGAGUUUGAAAGUUCUCGGGAUGCAGAAGAUGCAAUAAGAGGGCGUGAUGGGUAUAACUUUGAUGGUUGCCGUUUAAGGGUUGAACUUGCCCAUGGUGGUAGGGGACCAUCUUCAAGUGAUCGUCGUAGUGGAUAUGACCGAGGCAGUGGUGGGGGUCAGUUUGGCGUUUCACGUCAUUCUGAGUAUCGAGUUAUUGUUCGAAAUCUCCCUUCUUCCGCCUCUUGGCAAGACUUGAAGGAUCAUAUGCGUAGAGCUGGUGAUGUGUGUUUUGCUGAGGUUUCUCGUGACAGUGAAGGGACUUAUGGCUUAGUUGAUUAUACCAAUUCUGAUGACAUGAAAUAUGCCAUCCGGAAGCUUGAUGACACUGAAUUUAAAAAUCCUUGGGCAAGAACUCAUAUUUGGGUUAAAUAUUACGAUAGGAGCCCCUCAAGGAGCCGUAGUAGAAGUCGUAGCAGAAGCCGGAGUGUAAGAAGGAAUCGGAGGUACUGGAGCUGUCCCAGUUCUUUUAUUUAUUAUCUUUUUAUCAUUAUUUUCCUCUGUUUUUCUUGCUUCCAUGUGUGCCACAUCUUGGGAGUUAUUCUGUAUUAUGCAGCAAGUCGUUGGAGCGAUCUGUAUCAAAAUCGGUAUGAAGAUCAGUAUCAAGAUCUAGGUCUGCAUCUCCUGUUAAAUCUUCCAGGCCAAGAUCAAUAUCAAGGUCAAGGUCAGAAUCACCUCGUCCGGCGCGGUCGGGUAGUGCCUGAUUCUCUGGCAAAGUCAUCUUCACGGCUUCCUUGGUGUUAGAUGCGAGGAUUUGUUAUGUCCGACUUGUUGAAAAUGUCACUUUUAAGAACCUUAGUUGUGCGGCCAGUAUGUGGUUUUUGUAAUGCCAAGUGAUUUUACAUUUAAUGGUUGCGUAAUGUUGUCGAGAAUACUUGGUCUGUUUCAGUCAGGACAUCUUCCCCAAGGCUAUAUCGUCGGAUUUUCCGUUGCUUGGUUGUUUUGAUUGUGUGCGCCCAAAACAAAACUAAAAUCUAUUGGUUAUGAAGGUUGUGAUGCUACAUGGUACUUUUUAAGCUCUUA